Molecule: messenger RNA, 2200 nt
Organism: Sinocyclocheilus anshuiensis
Lineage: Eukaryota; Metazoa; Chordata; Actinopteri; Cypriniformes; Cyprinidae
Product: optineurin-like
Exons: 14
Coding region: 227-1792 (521 amino acids)
Biological process (GO): regulation of canonical NF-kappaB signal transduction; Golgi ribbon formation; protein localization to Golgi apparatus
Cellular component (GO): Golgi apparatus; nucleus; cytoplasm
Molecular function (GO): K63-linked polyubiquitin modification-dependent protein binding
Source: RefSeq, a predicted model, not a curated record
AUCCCGGGCCGUCACCGUCAGCUGGUUCAGUGCUGCGCAUGGAAGCGUCUUCAGAGACUAGAGCUUUAUGGCAUCGGAUAGACAUUUAAGUGCAUAACGCUUACUGUAAACAGACCAACCCUUCUGGACCCCAGAUCUGUGCGUUCAGCGCGCAGCACUGACGUCUGGAUCAGGAAGCGCAGCAUUUCCCAAAAAAGUGAAAGCUUGCUCAACAGAUUCCAGAAACAUGGCAUCUGGUUCAUCGAUGAUGAACGGGGACAUCAGUCACCCACGCGGGUCUGGCCCGGGGAAUCUGGGCACUUUAGAAGAGACCCUCCAGCAAAUGAACACUCUUAUCAAAGAGAACAGAGAACUGAAGGAAGCCCUGAAACAAAGCAACUUGUCCAUGAAGGAGAGAUUUGAGGGUCUGUCAGCAUGGAAGGAGAAGCAAAAGGAGGAGAGAGACUUCCUGGAGCAACGAUUAGAGGAUGCCAAAUCCAGACUGAAUGCUAUGGAUGUGGAGAACGAGGCGCUGAAGAAACCAGUGGAAGAGCUGGAAAAAAGUGGAGCUCAGUGUUUACACACCGAACUGGAGGCGCUGAGGGGUCAGAUUGCUCGUCUUCAGGCUGAGAAGAAUGACCUGGUAGCGUUGAACUCUGAACUCCAGCUCAAAAUAGGUCAAGGUUCACCUCGAGGCUCCUUCAUUGAGAUUAGAAUAGCUGAAGAUGAGUUAAAAGUGACCAGAGAUUUGCCCAAUAUGCCAAAGGACCCAUGUGCUUUCAGCAUGCCAAAGGCUGAGUCGGAGGAACAGACGGUGAGGCAGCUGCUUCACUCCCUCAGAGCAGAGACUGAUGAGAAGGAGAGACUGCAGCUAGCGCUUCACGAGGCACGUGGGAGAAUUGCCGAGUUUGAGAACAGACUGGAACACGCUGACAGCAGCGCACAGACAUCUCUCCCCUGUACAACCGAAAUCAAUUCAAGCGCUGAGGUGAAGAAUCUGGAGGAUCAGUUGUUGAAGCUCUGUAAUGAAUUGAAACAGGCUCAGGUCAAACUGGACGAGGCUGAGAACAUGAAAAGAAACUUGCAGGACAGGUGUAAAGAUCUGGGGCAGGAUCUAGGUACUCUGAAAACUCAGCUCGGAGAGAAACAGAAGGUUCAGGCUGAGAACGACUCUCUGAGGGUUCAGAUGGAAAGCCUUCAGGCUGCUGUUAAACUGGAACAGAAGAAAACUCAGGAUGAGAAGAACAACCUGAACCAGCUGAAAGAUGCCUAUACCAAGCUGUUUGAAGACUACAAUGAGCUCCAAGAGGAAAAAAAGAAGAGAGAGAGUUGUGCAUCACGGGAAGAAUAUGAUGACCUCCAAACCAGGUUUGCUACGGCUGAAAAGGCACUGGCAGACAAACAGCAGAAGAUCGACGAGAUGAAGAUGGAAAUCUUCCAGAAGGAAAAGGAACUAGAAACCAUUUCUGUUUUCCAGGCUCAGGCAGAGAUAUAUUCCUCAGAUUUCUACGCAGAACGAGCAGCUCGGGAGAAGAUUCACGAAGAGAAAGAGCGUUUGGCCACUCAGCUGGAGUAUGUGAAGAAACAGAACACCCAACUUCAGGACGAGAUGGAGUCACUUGGCAGGCAUUCCAUGAGUGAGAUGCAAAGGAGACACGUGUCACGUGGGGCCAAUCCACAAGGGCCACCAUCUCCACAUCAAGGAGGUGAUUGGCAGCAGCAGAAUAUUCCAGAACACGCUUGUCCCAAAUGUGGGGAAGUCCUACCUGAUCUGGACUCCCUGCAGAUCCACAUCAUGGAUUGCAUCAUCUGAGCUUGUUGCCUAGUAACCAUACCAGAUCCCCCCAUAUGUGAACUAGCGGUUCGAUAGCUUUACCUUCAAGCAGCCUGAAACAUAAUGCUUCAAUAACACAGGUCUAUAAACCCUGUACAUUAUCAGUGUGGUUGGUUGAUUGGUUACAGUUUAAUGGAUGCUAAUGUUUUUCUUACUUUUGCUUGUUGGAUCUGUUAUCUGUUAAAGCACUUUAUUCUGUUCGAUAAGCAAGGUUGUUAGUAAGUUAGAUUUGGGGCAAGUUUCUCUAAAUAUAUAUGUAUGUUAAACCUGCCUAAAUCUAAUAAAUACUUUUCUGAAGUUCAUAUUGUUAUCGAAACAUGGGCUUUAUUAUUAAUGUGCUCCCUUGAGGUUAUGGGUAAAUAACCAUAAAGCAUGUCACAUUAAUCU